GGACGCAGUGCAGUUCACCAGUCCUUGACCGAUGUCAGGUCGCUCACAGGUGUAAUCACUUCUACUAUACUGUUAUUUCUGACGUGCCACGACCCAGAGACUUUAACGCUUCCGCGUCGUGUUUGUCGACCGGUUACAGGUUCGUUCGUGUCAUUCGAGUUGUUCAUAUUUACAUUAAGUGCAAAUUCCGUGCAGUAAAAUCAAGUACACGUUAUUUCGUGACACCAACUGAAUUAGUGGCGAAUUCAUUUAAGAAAAUUCCAUUAUUUUUAUCGAGAAACAGCUGGGCUAUUUAAGCAGCGUUGAUCAUACGCAGAGUAGAACCGAAUCAGUUGAAUAUGUCAACUACCGGUAGUUUAUGGCGGAGAUGGCUGAUCACUGUGUUAUUUUUUACUAAUACUGUAGGCAUAUUAGGUCGUAGUGCAUUUGAAAAACUCACUGAACUAGAUUAUAAAGGUACAACAUAUUACACAGUAAAAAAUUUGACACUUUAUGAAUGUCAAGGAUGGUGUAGAGAGGAACCAGAAUGCCAAGCAGCAUCGUUUAGUUUUGUUUUAAAUCCACUAACUCCAAUACAAGAGACAGUUUGUCAGCUACAAAAUGAAACUACUGCCAAUAAUCCGGCAGCAGUACCACAACGGUCUGUUAACAUGUAUUACAUGGUGAAAAUGCAAAUAAGAUCGGAUAACGUAUGUCUUAGACCUUGGGCAUUCGAACGAGUUCCAAAUAAAAUGAUUCGAGGCUUAGACAACGCGUUGAUUUAUACGUCCACAAAAGAAGCUUGUCUCGCUGCUUGUUUGAACGAACAUCGAUUUGUUUGUCGUUCCGUGGAAUACAAUUACGUGACGUUACAAUGCCAUCUAAGUGAUUCAGAUAGGAGAACGACCGGCCAGUAUGUUCAAUUUGUCGAAGCGCAAGGUGUAGAUUAUUUUGAAAAUCUUUGUAUCAAAGGCAAUCAAGCUUGUAAAGGAAAUCGAGUGUUCCAAGUGCCUAGAAUUGGUGUGGCCGAUGAUAAAGUAGCUCAAUAUGCUUCUUUGCAUUACUAUACCGAUAAAGAAUUGCAGGUGACAAGUGAAGCGGCUUGUCGUUUGGCUUGUGAAAUAGAAAAUGAAUUCUUGUGUCGAUCGUUCAUUUAUAAAGGUCCUCCUGUCGGUACAGCAUACAACUGUGAACUCUUCCAUUUGGACCAUAAGACCUUGCCAGAUGGACCAAGCACAUAUCUUAAUGCCGAACGUCCGUUGAUUGACGAUGGCCAGAAAAUAGGCAGUUAUUAUGAAAAUUACUGUGAGAAAUCAACAACACCCCCACAUGAACAGCUUCCAGUAGUUUUUGAAAGCACAGACGAUCCGAAUUUGAACUUGACUAGAACUGACUUAAAUUGUGACAAAACUGGCACAUGCUAUGAUGUAUCUGUUCAUUGUAAAGAUACCAAAAUAGCCGUACAAGUUCGAACCAACAAACCAUUUAAUGGCAGAAUAUAUGCUUUGGGUAGAUCAGAAACAUGUAACAUUGACGUACUGAAUAGCGAUCAGUUCCGACUUGACUUAACGAUGGCUGGACAAGAUUGUAAUACUCAGUCAGUGACUGGAGUGUUUUCUAACACUGUCGUUCUCCAACACCAUAGCGUUGUAAUGACAAAAGCUGAUAAAAUUUAUAAAGUCAAAUGUACAUAUGACAUGUCGUCUAAGAAUAUAACGUUUGGAAUGAUGCCAAUUAGAGACCCAGAAAUGAUAAGCAUUACAUCUGCUCCAGAAGCACCACCCCCAAGAAUUCGUAUUUUAGAUUCUAGGGCUAGAGAAGUGGAAACUGUGCGUAUUGGAGAUAAACUGACGUUUAGAAUCGAAAUACCCGAAGACACGCCAUACGGUAUUUUUGCAAGAAGUUGUGUUGCUAUGGCUAAGGACUCAAAAAGCACGUUCCAGAUCAUCGAUGACGAAGGGUGCCCCGUGGAUCCUACAAUCUUUCCCGGAUUUUCGCCUGAAGGCAAUGCUCUGCAAUCCAUUUAUGAAGCGUUCCGGUUCACCGAAUCGUAUGGUGUGAUAUUCCAAUGUAACGUAAAAUACUGUUUGGGCCCUUGCGAACCGGCUGUAUGUGAGUAUGGUAGAGACUCGAUUGAAUCUUGGGGCCGAAGAAAGAGGUCAGUGGCCGCUACCAAUAAUAAUACUACGUCCGAAAACGGUGAUGAUAUGACACAAAUAAGCCAAGAAAUAUUAGUUUUAGAUUUUGGCGAUGAAAAACAAUCGCAAUUUUUAAAAAGUAGUGAGUCUUCAUUUACAGAUUUUAGUAAAGACAAAACAAUUACGAUUGUGGAACCUUGUCCCACCAAAACAUCUGUACUCGCAUUGGGAAUUACAUGUAUGCUACUCAUUUUAAUUUAUGUCAGUACCAUGUUUUGUUAUUACAUGAAGAAGUGGAUGACUCCAAGAAAGAUAAUGGCGUAGUACUAAUUAAGGCGAACAAAUUAAUCAAUAAUGAAUAAUCUAAUACUUCUCUUAAUGUAAAAAAUACACCUAUUUUUAGUAGAUCAAUUAUUCCAUUAGAGUAUAUAAAAUGAAAAUUUUACAUUCAAAGUUUUAUAUAUAAACGUUAGAUACGAUUUCAUACUACAAGCAUAACAAUUUACCUACAGUUAAGUCAUAAAGUAUUUUAUUUAAUGAUCAAUUUAUGUAUUUUAAUUAUGGUAGCCCUUUAGUUUGAAAGCUCAUCAAAUUGAGAUGUGUUAUUUGAUAUAACUUAUUUUUUAUAAACAAAAUGCACAAGUAAUAUUAGUAUAAAUUUAAAGACGUCUCAGAAAUACUUUAAUUUUGUAUAUAUAAAUCCUAAUAGACGUUGUAAAAUAAAAUUAAUUUUGUGCCUAUUUAUUUUGCACAUAUUUUUAGCACAUAUACUAUUGGUCAUCACAUUUAAUUAUAAUUAUAACUUGUGUAAUUAUAUGUGAUACUUUACACUUGUGUGAGUUCAAAGCAAAUACUUAUCAUGAAGAUGAGAAACUUGAUCAAUUUUAUAAAAUAAUCAUUAAGGUAAUUAGUAAAACAAGCUUUAGUAAAAAUAUUGAAAUUUUAAAUAAAAUUAAGAUUUUCCUCUUCUUGAUAAGUAUUGCUUUUUAUUUUUGAGUAAUGUAAAAAAUUUUUGUGUAUUUACUUUUAUUAGGCGCUCUCUAAUGGCCUAAUUUUUUUAAGUGCAAUUUUAAUGGAAAUAUUUAGUUUAUAAUUAAUGAUAUUAUAGAUAAUUUAUGAGUUUUAAAUAGCCCUAGUAUAUUUUAUUUAUUGUAGUUUUAUAAUUGAAGAAUUAAGUUCUUUACUCAAUUUAUUUAUAAAAAAAAUAAAUAAUAUUUUGGAAAAUAAUUUUGUAUGAUUAAUAAAAUUUAAUAUUCAAAUACAAAAACUAUACUGUUUUACAA
Molecule: messenger RNA, 3400 nt
Organism: Daktulosphaira vitifoliae (grape phylloxera)
Lineage: Eukaryota; Metazoa; Arthropoda; Insecta; Hemiptera; Phylloxeridae
Gene: tyn
Exons: 15
Coding region: 339-2441 (700 amino acids)
Source: RefSeq, a predicted model, not a curated record